AUGAAGCGAAAUGCUUACCUCUGGCUGCUCAAUCUCCUAAUAUUAGCGGCUUCAUCUCCUGGGUCCGGCUAUAACGCUAAAGUGCUUGCGUUUCAACAAUCUGAUAUCAGUUUACGGAAGGAUGUGAGGGAUUACCUCAAUGCUAUAUCACCGACCGAAUGGACAGAAUUUCUAGCGUCUGGAGUUGAUUCAAUAAACAGACAAAAAAGGCUGGAGGACACUCUCUUAAGCUCCGACAUCACAGUUAAAAAUGGCUCUAUCUCACACACCCAGCUGCUGGACACUCUACCGAAUGAACAGUCAACGCUCGACAGUGAAAUCGCCCUCAAAAUCCUAAAGGGAAGUCUCUUUAUGUAUAACAGCAAGUGCCUGCCCAGAGGUAUCAGCGGAGACGAGUGCUGGACGUUCCUGGCGACUAAGCCACUGCCCGAAGGAAGCGCCCUAAGCGUCGAGUGCAACCGGUUGCUGAACAGCCCACGCACGGGCCAUCACGCCUUUAGGCGCCUGCUCCCGCGCCACUACAAGAAUGGCUUCCAUGAGAUGUUUGGAGAGGAUAAGCUGCCUGGGGCUUGGUCUAUAAGCAUGGCGCUGUAUGAUCGGGAUAGUGACUCUCGAUCCAUAACUGGAGCAGGAAGAGCCCCUAGCGCUGACGACAAUAAACACUCCAACUUAGUUCUUGUACAGUUUGCGCAGUUUGUGGAGCACGACAUGAGCAAGCCCGUUUCCCAGUCGAUGAGCAAUGGAUAUCCGAUUGAAUGCUGCAAUCGCAACCAGAACAAUCUACAGCCCCGCUUCCACCAUCCUCUGUGCGCGCCAAUUCUAUACAAUGACAAAAAUAACUGGCCCAAUUGCCUGAACUAUGUGAGAAGCGCGCUUGCUGUGGGCGAGAGGUGCACCUUUGGCGCUGCUGAGCAGCUGAACCAAGCUACUGGCAACCUGGAUCUUUCUCAGCUCUAUGGCAUCACUGACGUCGCUGAGCGCAAACUGCGAACGUUGACUAACGGCGCCCUGAAAUCCACCUCGAGCGAAAACCUGUUGCCAACGUCGCCGGACGAUGAGGAUCACAGAUUUUGCGCUUGGGAAAGCAGUGCCAAUUCGACGACUUGCUUCACUGCGGGCGACUCACGUGUCAACAGCAGUCCCCUCUCCAUUCUGAUCUACACGAUCUUCAUGAGGAACCACAAUCGCAUUGCUGCGGAGCUGCUUACCCGGCACAAUAACUGGAGCGAUGAACAAUUAUUCCAGGCAGCCAAGGCCGUAAAUAUCGACAUUUAUCGGCGCAUCGUUGUGAGGGAGUGGCUAACUGAAGUACUGGGCAAUGAUGCGGCCGCUGAGGUACUUGCCACGCCCCCAGCAUCACCUGACGAGAGACUUCCGGAGGUGUCUAAUGAGUUCGCAGUGGCUGCCAUUCGUUUCUAUUUCUCAAUGCUUCCCAAUGUACUCCACAACUUGGCCGCCACGAACGAAGUUGCCCCAUCUAAUAAUAAUAUUCUUCCGCUUACAAAUCUAUUUGAGCUGAAAAAUGAAGUAUACAGACCCCAACUACAAUAUACUUCCAAGAAACUGAACGAAAUAUUGCUGAGUCUGCUGCAUGAGCGAUCCAUGAAAAUGGAUCCCUUCUACGUGGGCGCUAUUGUGUGGCAUGAGCCGACAAAACCAACACAUGCCGAUGUCUUAGCAUUUGACAUUCAAAGAGGACGAGACCACGGACUACAGCCUUAUUACAAGUACUUGGAAGCAUGCGGCAAUAAGAAAAACAUUGCGGGUUGGAUAGAUUUCGAAUCCGUCAUCCCAAAAACGAUCGUAGAUAAACUGAGGACUAUAUACCGAAGCUGGAGAGAUGUGGAUCUAUUAAUCGGAGGAAUUUCAGAGCAGACUGUUGACGGAACUGUUGGGCCAACUUUUAAGUGUAUUCUGGCUGAGCAAUUCUCGAAAAUACACCAGCGUCAUCAGCAGCGGAAAUUGCCAACUGACGACACUCUGCUGAGGGUGUACAGUUCCAUAAACGGAACGAAGCUGUUGUGCCUGAACUCAGAUAUGUUGUCUGUGCCCCAAAAUAUAUUCCAACUGCAGUCAAACAGCAAUCCCCUGGUUAAAUGUAACGAUAUUGUAUAAUUAACUGACUGGAGAGCUGCGAGACCAAAUAUGAAUCCAACUUAAAUCAAGAUGAUUUUCGAUGUUGUUCCGAAGUACAAGCCAUAACUCAUCAUACUGAACUAAUUGUUAAACAUUAGAUAUAUAUUCAAUAAAUCUUAUAAAUCCACAGAA
Messenger RNA from Drosophila navojoa, 2268 nucleotides. It is a transcript of the gene Irc, whose product is annotated as Immune-regulated catalase. Lineage: Eukaryota; Metazoa; Arthropoda; Insecta; Diptera; Drosophilidae. Gene Ontology annotation, biological process: response to oxidative stress. Gene Ontology annotation, molecular function: heme binding; peroxidase activity. The record is from RefSeq and is a predicted model, not a curated record.